Molecule: messenger RNA, 1926 nt
Organism: Anneissia japonica
Lineage: Eukaryota; Metazoa; Echinodermata; Crinoidea; Comatulida; Comatulidae
Product: NFU1 iron-sulfur cluster scaffold homolog, mitochondrial-like
Exons: 7
Coding region: 60-875 (271 amino acids)
Biological process (GO): iron-sulfur cluster assembly
Cellular component (GO): mitochondrion
Molecular function (GO): iron-sulfur cluster binding; iron ion binding
Source: RefSeq, a predicted model, not a curated record
CGGAAGCUAACGCCCUCUACGGUAGAAAUGACACGCAUGAUCGACCUCCAAAUCAAAACAUGGCUUUAGCUGGGAAGAUAUUGUUUCGGAAUUCUGUAUUUUUAAAGCCGUUGUUUAGAAUUCAUCCACGAUGCAGCAACAGUGCCAAUUUUUCCAGCUGUUCAUUCAGACAAGCGAUUACAUUGUCAACCAGACAAGAAAAUCAUAAACCAUUUUUAGGCAUUGACUCGUUUAAUUUUUCUCUAGUGCGGUCAAUGUUCAUCCAGACCCAAGAAACACCAAAUCCUAACAGCCUAAAGUUUGCACCGGGUGUUCCAGUCAUGGAAGUGGGAACCAGAGAUUUUCCCAAUGCCUCAUCCGCUUAUGCAUCACCAUUAGCAAGGCAACUUUUUCGAUUAGAAGGCGUUUGUGGUGUAUUUUUGGGACCUGAUUUUAUCACGGUCACAAGGACAGAUGACGAUGUGGAGUGGAAGGUCUUGAAACCUGAGAUAUAUGCUGCUAUCAUGGACUUCUUUGCUUCUGGUGUUCCAGUAAUAACAGAAGAAGAAGCUCCCCAAGAUACAGUUGUCAAUGAAGAUGAUGAUGAAGUGGUUGCUAUGAUCAAAGAGUUGUUAGAUACAAGAAUUCGUCCGACAGUUCAAGAAGAUGGUGGGGAUAUCAUAUAUAUGGGUUUCGACAAUGGAGUAGUGAAGCUAAAGCUGCAGGGAGCCUGCACAAGUUGUCCUAGCUCAGUUGUCACUUUAAAAGGUGGCGUUGAGAAUAUGCUGCAAUUCUACAUCCCAGAAGUAACAGCAGUUGAACAGGUUGAAGAUGAAUCAGAUGAGGCAUCAAAAGAAGCAUUCAAAAAAUUGGAAGAAAAACUGGGAGAAACAUAAUCUACGAUCACAGUGCAAUGGUUACCUCGUACCCAAAACAUGGUCCAUAGUAAGCAUUGCAUUAUAAUCUAUGACCACAAUGCAAUGCUUACCUUAUACCCUAGACAUGGUCCAUAGUAAGCAUUGCAUUGUAAUCUAUGACCACAAUACAAUGCUUACCCCUUACCCAUAAUCUGUAUCAUUAAAAUGGAAUAGUGUAUCUAUCAUAUCUGAUAGGUUGACCUGUACCUUACCUAUACAUUAAGCAAUAAAUUCAUUAUACAGUAUAUGUUUGUGGUACAUAAUAUGAUAUCUUUAUUUCCUCCAAAUUUUCUAAAUCAUACAAAAAAGAAAUAGGAGGGGUCAGAACAGAGGAACAAGUCUAUACUCAAAGGUUUUGUCUGCUCAGUCAUAAGUGACUCUAAAAUUAUUAGUAAAUGCUUACUAUGGCAUUAGCAUUCAAAGAGGAAGUGCAAAGAUGUCUAUUACUGCACUCUAUUAAUAUUAACAGAAUGGAUUAAAAAUGUUUGGAUUUUCAUAACACUGUAGUGUGUCCUCAUUACUAUGGGUUUGAACAAUUAUAUGGAUGCCAUCUGUAUAGAAUUAUAUGCUUUGAAUUAGGUUUAUAUUGUAUAAAUAAUAAUUUGUAUUAUGUUUUAUUCAUAUCUGAAGCGCCAGUAUCCUAUAUUUAAUAACUUAAGUAAAGGUAGUAAAAGUUUUUUAAAAAUCUGGUGAAGAUGAUGAAUGAAAUUUUAAUGAAAUAAAACAUUUUAGUGAAUUAGUUUUUUUGGGGGGGGGGGGGGGGUUGUUGUGUUUUGGCAUGGUAGGAUUAUUACCAGUGUUUUACAGUACUGUACCACUAAAUGCCAUGUUAUUUGCCAUGUCAACAAUACUCUGGUGUUUUUCUAAGUACAAUAUGUUGUGUGCAUUUAAUGUAUUUGGUCAUGCAGAAUUUCUGUUGUUACUGGUUGUAUUAUUAUGUUAAUGUAAAUAUAUAAACACGAUGAAAUACAUAGAAAAAUUCUCAACAUUGCAUGAAAUAUUGACAUUAAAAUUUCGAAUACCUUCAAAA